Molecule: messenger RNA, 3008 nt
Organism: Venturia canescens
Lineage: Eukaryota; Metazoa; Arthropoda; Insecta; Hymenoptera; Ichneumonidae
Product: sorting nexin-14-like
Exons: 9
Coding region: 149-2785 (878 amino acids)
Biological process (GO): autophagosome maturation
Cellular component (GO): late endosome
Molecular function (GO): phosphatidylinositol binding
Source: RefSeq, a predicted model, not a curated record
UGACAGGUCGUGUAGUGAGUCUCGUGGGUGAAGAAUGAUUUUGCACCGACAUGUGUCCGAGACAUACGUCCUUUUCUAUUUAUCAUUAAAAAUGUUUUGUUAAAGUUUCGUUUGUUUUCCGAUUCAUGAGUUUUCAGUGAAAUGAAACAUGAUUCCAGUUAUUCGCGACGUCGAGUACACGCUCACAUUCGUUGCGACAAUGCUCGCUGUGAUUGUUGCUAUAUUUGACAGAACCAUAUGGUUCGUACUGAUUGGAGUUUUCUACGUGAUUGGAUUAUUAUGGGGUACCAAAAUUUUGCACUAUGCAGGAAUAUAUUUGCGAUACAAUGACAAUAAAAACUGUCAAAAGUCCUCGAACCAAGAUUUCUGCAGAGUGUGUGGUGGAAAUUCAUGCAAUCGUCAUAAACCGUCAUUGCACAAUAAUCAGGUCAAAGUUCCAAAGGAUUUUGACCAUGCACUACAGAAAUUACUAGAAAAGUUGUUGCAAACAUAUGUGUGCACCUGGUAUACAAGCUUUUCGGCGAACCCAUCGUUUGUCCAUCAAAUACGUUUGGCAAUCGGCACAGCAGUUCGUGAUAUCACUGGAAGAUUAUUUCGCAGUGACACCUCGGAAAUAAUAUUCUCCAAUCUUAUCCCAAUUGCUCUGCAACAUGCGAGGGAUUGGAAAGCUCUGGUCAAAUUUUCAGAGACAAAGAGCGGGAAGCCUGAAGAUUGGGUUGCUGAAUUCAUGGGGCAGAAAAUUCAUCCGGCUGCUUACUCAAGGGAUUCAGAACUGAAUUAUCUACGAGGCAUUGUUACUGCGCUUCUCCCACAAUUGCUGAGUACUUAUAUUUCUACUAACAAUAAGGUACUUUUACGCGAAGUUCUUGCGAAUUGGGUUUUACUUCCGGCGAUCGACGCCCUCGCGGAUCCUGAAAAUAUAAAUACUCUGAUAGAGUUGUGCACGCAUCAUCAGCACGAAUUAUCACAAGAAAUCAAUUCGGUACACGUACCGAUACUUUAUUCGUGGGUCACACCAAUCUUGACGGUCCAAGGAUCACAGGAUCCUUUGAAACCUUCGUUGGAGGAGGUGCUCAACGAUCCACAAUUGCUCUAUCUAUUUAUGCAACAUAUUAAGGAGACGGGGCCUGUGAAUCUUCUUCAAUUCUGUCUUGACAUUGAUGAUCUCAGCAAGCGAAUGCUUAAUCCUGAAAUAACUCCAGUUAUUGAAGAAAUUUUGUAUGUCGAUGCCUUGAAUAUUUACUCGACAUAUCUCGAUCCUGAUGGCAGCGAUUAUUUGCAUCUCCCGGCUCACAUAUCUCAAGGCAUGCAAGAAAUUUUGGAAGGUGGACCAGGCAAAAUUCAAGAACUGAGAACUUCAAGGCCGUUGUAUCAAGCCCAUCAAGAAGCUCAUGCGUUACUCGAGGCAAUUUGUCUACCAUCUUUUCAUCACAGUCACGAGCUCUACAAAAUGCUGUGUGGUUUACCAGCAUCAGCGACUUUGACCAAGUCUUCUAGUCAAAUGAGAAAAAACGGUCGAUUGCCUGUGAACAGUGGAGUUGGUGGGCCCGGAGUUGGAGCAAGAUUGAGUAAUCAGUUGGGAAGAAUUCGUGGGGCAUUGCGAGCAGCGGCAGUGGACGGAGCGCCGUUUCAUUCCCAGGACGUAUUCCAGGCGGAAGAAGUGGAUUGUUCACCGCGAACUUACGGCGAGGUGAAUUUCGAUGAUGAGAAAUGUCACGAUUUGACAACAUGGCGAGUGACAGUACCGCACGUUGACGGCGGUGGUUCGCAGCCGCUUUACAUGGUCGCGGUGCAUAGCGUCGCCGAGGACAAAUCCUGGACCGUGUUACGGAGAGACCAAGAUUUUUAUGCUCUGCGUGCGAGGCUCAUGGAGUUUCACGGCGAUAGAGAAUUGAACGAUUCACCAUUGCCGACGCGUAAAAAUACUUCGUUGAUAUCGAAUCGUCAGCGUUAUCAAGACUUUUUACAAAAAUUACUAGCCAAACCAACGUUACGAAGCAGUGAGCUUCUGCACGCCUUCCUCACGCUACCCAAUCUCAAGCCCCAUUUCACAAAUUUUACCACCCCCGACAUCGGUAUACUUUAUCAAAGUAUGGCUCACAAACUCAGGAAAGAGAAGGGACAACAUUUGGACAAAUUUAUGACGACGUUUCUGGCCUCGACUCAUCUCAAAUAUGAACACGUCGCUGAUCUCGGCGUCGAGCCCAUCAAUGAUCACAGCCUCGGAGAACCUAAGAAGAAAGGUCGUGAUCUCAUCAGUGGCACCCCGUUUGGAGAUAAUCUUCACAUGCAUAGUGACCACAGAGAAUUUGUUCGCGUUAGUCCAAAACAACAGCAUGUUCAGGGAGCUUCUUUUUGUAUCGCCGAAGCAGUGGAAAGUAUGUUCGAUGGUUCAUAUACGAUUUCACGUAUAAUUUGGUUGAUCGCAUCAUUAUCACGAUCGAGUUUGGAUCCGGUGUUGAAUACGUUUCUACGUGAAACGUUGAUCAAAUUAUUGAGCGAUGGUAGAGCAGCGAGCGUCGUGAAACUGCUGCAUAACACGAUAUUUGGAAGCAGAAUAGCCAAGUCAUCUAAUGUCGGAAAAUCUCGUGAGGAGCGUCACGAGAGAGCCAAAGAAGGAUUGCACAACUUGAUGCCUUGGUGGUGUUUUGGUUUCCGCCGUAGAUGGUGCAGGCUCAUGGACAGCCUUUUGGAUCCCUUGCAAAGUCCUUCUCUGAACAAACAUCUCGCUUAUACGCUAUUGGACCAAAUUAUUGCGAAUCUCUAUCCUGAGAUAUCACAAUAACACAUUUUUUUAACGUUAUUUUUAAGAUUUAAAUAAUUUUUAUUAUUUUUUCUCAUUCUCUCAAAUUCGAGCGAAAGACGCUCGAAUAAAAUUGGAAGAUUUUUCUCUUCCUUGCAAAAUCUCGAUAUUAUCGAUCGUCAUUGAAAUUCUAUUUAUAAAUUAUACAUUAAGCGACAGGAAUGUAAAUGUUCGUGGGAUUAAAUUGUCACUAAUUCCAAUUACA